AUGCGUGUUCUCUCCAAUUCGACUAAAAAGAGUACGAAGUUGCUUUAUCCGAUCUCGAAGUACGUAUGCUAUGGACGCUUCUCCGCUAGACAUACGGCAUACCAGGUGACUACUGGUAAGAUUACUCCACCAAAGACAUAUAAUCAAGCUGUAGAGGAUGAACGGUUUAGGAAUGCAAUGGGUACAGAGAUUGUAGCUCUUGAAGAUAAUCAAACCUGGUAUAUAGUUGAUUUGCCACCAAAGAAACGAGCCAUCAGAUGUAAGUGGGUUUAUAAAGUGAAGUACAUGGCUGAUGGGACGAUAGAGAGAUUCAAAGUUCGCUUAGUGGCUUUGGAAAAUAAACAAGUUGAAGGUGUUGAUUAUAAGGAGACAUUUGCGUCUGUGGCAAAAAAAAAAGGACGGUCCGUUUAUUCUUGGAUGUGGCUACAAAACGAGGCUGGGAUGUGCAAAACGCAUUCUUGCACGAAGAUCUCACAGAAGAAGCUUAUAUGA
This is a messenger RNA of Brassica oleracea var. oleracea, 492 nucleotides long. RefSeq lists its product as uncharacterized. The transcript has a single exon. Lineage: Eukaryota; Viridiplantae; Streptophyta; Magnoliopsida; Brassicales; Brassicaceae. The record is from RefSeq and is a predicted model, not a curated record. The coding region runs from base 1 to 492 and encodes 163 amino acids.